AUGGAAAACAAAUUCUUCUUUGUUUCUUUACUUGGUUUGCUGAUAGUGGCAAAUGGAGUUUCAGGAAGCAUGAUGUGUGACAACUUUGAAAUGCUUGAAGAACUCAACAAGUUGGACUUAGAGGAGGAAAUUGAGAUAGAAGAACUUUCUGACAUACCUUCAUGGACAAGCCAGCGCGGCGGAAAGGUUCUUGUCAAUGUUGAUAGCUUUGGUGCUGCUGGAGAUGGAGAAACCGAUGAUACUCAGGCUCUUCAAAAAGCAUGGGAAGUUGCUUGUUCUACAUCAAAAGCUGUUCUAUUGGUUCCACAAGGACGCCGUUACCUUGUUAAUGCAACAAGAUUCAUAGGGCCUUGUAAAGACAAUUUAAUCAUCCAGAUUGAUGGAACAUUGGUUGCCCCGGAUGAUCCUAAAAACUGGGAUUCAAAACUUCCACGCAUAUGGCUCGAUUUUUCUAAAUUGAACAAAGCUGUUUUCCAAGGUUCUGGAGUUAUCGAUGGCUCAGGAAGUAAAUGGUGGGCAGCAUCUUGCAAGAAGAACAAGACUAAUCCUUGCAAAGGCGCACCAACGGCAUUUACCAUUGAUACAAGUUCAGGUAUAAAGGUGAAAGGACUAACUAUCCAGAACAGCCAACAGAUGCAUUUUACAAUCUCGCGAUGCGAUUCUGUUCGAAUUUUAGGAGUGAAAGUGUCUUCACCAGGAGACAGUCCAAACACCGACGGAAUUCAUAUUAGUGAAUCAACAAAUGUCAUUGUCCAAGACUGCAAAAUCGGAACAGGGGAUGAUUGCAUUUCAAUUGUGAAUGCCAGUUCUAAUAUCAAAAUGAAGAGAAUUUAUUGUGGACCGGGUCAUGGAAUCAGUAUUGGAAGCCUUGGUAAAGACAACUCAACUGGUGUUGUCACAAAAGUGAUUUUGGAUACAGCAUUUAUAAAAGACGCCACCAAUGGUCUCAGAAUUAAGACAUGGCAGGGAGGUGCUGGAUAUGUUCGAGGGGUACGCUUUCAGAAUGUGAGAGUCGAAAAUGUAUCAAACCCAAUCCUCAUAGAUCAAUUUUACUGUGAUUCACCAACCACAUGUCAAAACCAGGAAUCAGCUUUGGAGAUAAGUGAGAUAAUGUACCAAAACAUAAGUGGGACUACAAAUAGUGCUAAGGCCAUUAAAUUUGAUUGUAGUGACACUGUUCCAUGCAGCAAAUUAAUACUUAGCAAUGUUGAUUUGGAGAAACAAGAUGGCACAGUUGAAACAUAUUGCCAUUCAGCUCAAGGCUUUGGAUAUGGUGUAGUUCAUCCUUCUGCUGAUUGCCUUAGUUCCAAUGAUCAAAUCUCUCAAGAUGAUGAUCAAUCUCAAUCUGUUACUUCUCAAGAUGACGAUGAUAUUCGUCACACCGAAUUAUAA
Vicia faba (fava bean) is the source of this 1392-nucleotide messenger RNA. Lineage: Eukaryota; Viridiplantae; Streptophyta; Magnoliopsida; Fabales; Fabaceae. The record is from the annotation of a GenBank genome assembly.